AGUGAUUCAUCUCCGAAAUCCGAAAUACACAAUCUUUGCGCAGCUGCACAGCGCUGCCUGCUGUUGUAUCUGACUCCGUGAGGAUGGACGGUGUGUCGUUAGGACACUGCCUCUCAUGUCUUACCAGUCUGGUGGCCACACCGGCCUCGCCACGUCCAAACUGCAACACAGAUUCAGAGGAGGACACGGUAAAUGGAGGGAUGCACACCUUCAACCAGACGCACAUGAGGAAGGCUUUCCAGCUGAUGAACGACCUGAGGAGUAAAACGAUGCUGUGUGACAUCCAGCUGGUGGCGGGGAGCAUUGAAGUGCCGGCUCACAGGGUGGUCCUGGCGUCCUGUAGCCCCUACUUCUAUGCCAUGUUCACAGGUGAUAUGAGUGAGAGCAAGGCCCAUCAGGUGGAGAUCAGAGAGGUGGAUGGACAGACCCUGAGAAAGCUGGUCGACUACAUCUACACAGCUGAGAUAGAGGUCACAGAGGAGAACGUCCAGGUUCUGCUGCCAGCAGCCAGCCUCCUCCAGCUGAUGGAUGUUCGUCAGGUUUGUUGUGAGUUCCUGCAAUCUCAGCUUCACCCCACCAACUGUUUGGGUAUCAGAGCCUUCGCUGACGUGCACACAUGCACACAGCUUCUCGACCAGUCCCACGCAUACGCCGAGCAGCAUUUCACUGAGGUGGUGCAGGGAGAGGAGUUCCUGGGCCUUUCUCUGCAGCAGGUGUGCAGCCUCAUUUCCAGCGACAAACUCACUGUUUCCACAGAGGAAAAGGUGUUUGAGGCGAUGAUAUCCUGGAUCAAGCACGAUAAGCCAGCUCGUCUGGAGUACAUGCCCAAACUAAUGGAGCAUGUCAGACUUCCACUACUGUCCAGGGAUUACCUGGUACAGAUUGUCGAGGAAGAGGCUUUGAUAAAGAACAACAACACCUGUAAAGAUUUUCUCAUAGAAGCAAUGAAGUAUCACCUGCUGCCAGCUGACCAGCGGCACCUCAUCAAGACAGACAGGACCCGACCACGAACUCCUAUCAGCAUCCCAAAGGUGAUGAUUGUGGUGGGCGGUCAGGCUCCUAAGGCGAUCCGCAGCGUGGAGUGUUACGACUUCCAGGAAGAUCGAUGGUACCAAGUAGCCGACCUGCCUUCAAGACGCUGCCGGGCAGGUGUGGUUUCUAUGGCAGGCCGUGUGUAUGCAGUCGGAGGGUUCAACAGUUCUCUGCGGGAGCGAACGGUGGACGUGUACGACGGAGUGAGAGACCAGUGGAGUGCUGUGGCGAGCAUGCAGGAGCGACGCAGUACACUGGGAGCUGCUGUGCUGGGCGAUUUACUGUACGCCGUUGGGGGCUUUAACGGCAGUAUAGGUUUGUCAACAGUUGAAGCCUACAAUUAUAAAACCAACGAGUGGAUGUAUGUUGCCUCCAUGAACACCAGACGCAGCAGUGUGGGUGUAGGGGUGGUUGAUGGAAAGUUGUAUGCAGUAGGAGGUUAUGAUGGAGCAUCCCGUCAGUGUCUCAGUACAGUGGAAGAAUACGACCCUGUCGCUGAUCAGUGGUGCUACGUAGCUGACAUGAGCACACGGCGCAGUGGAGCAGGGGUAGGUGUGUUGAAAGGUCAGCUGUAUGCAGCAGGAGGACAUGACGGUCCUCUGGUGAGAAAAAGCGUUGAGGUGUACGACCCACAGACCAACACCUGGAGACUGGUCUGUGACAUGAACAUGUGCCGACGAAACGCAGGUAUUUGUGCCAUUAACGGGCUGCUGUACGUGAUUGGAGGAGACGACGGCUCCUGUAACCUGUCCUCUGUAGAGUUUUACAACCCUGCCACAGACAAGUGGAGCCUUAUUCCCACAAACAUGAGCAAUGGACGCAGCUAUGCAGGAGUGGCAGUGAUUGACAAGCCAUUAUGACCAGGGGCCUCCCACAGCAUCAGCUCUGCAUCUGCAGCCAGUUUCACAGAGACUCGCGCUGACGUCUGAAGCUCAACAGGCAGCCGGAGAAGUAACGCCUGAGAUAAACACUGUCCAAAUGGAUAGGACGCCCUCAAUCCUCAGCUGACUUUAUCAACUAUCCAUCUUAAGGAAUUAUUUUUUGGCGCUAAACCACAACCUGAUUUUGUUGCUAUGUCCAUUUCUAUAAGUGAGAGCCUGAAUUUUAAAGGACACUGUUAGGACACUGGAUAAGAAACAAUAUCCACAGGUUAUGGGAUUAUAAGAACUUUGUCUUGGUGAGUUUUCAAUUGCCAAGCCCACGAAAGAAGUGGUUGUAUCAGCUGACAUGAGACGCUGAUGUUCAAAUCACUUUGAUGGGCCAAACGGAGUGAAGUGCUUUAGAUGCUCAGUGGUGUCACGGUGGCGUUCAUGUGAUGGACUGUGAAACAAAAAAACGCUGUUUGCAGGCAGACUGACCACCUACAGCGUUAACAAUGUUACUGCAAUUAUCAGGACUGACCUGUGAAUAGCUGUUGCAGGAGCAUUUUUCAAAAUCCUGAAAAACCUGGGCUGCCAUGGAAGACUUUUUUUUUUAAUUAUGAGACUUGCCACAAUUCCUAGAAUAUAAAUCCGCCAAUGGCAACUUGAUUUUGAAAAAGAAAUUGUUUGAUUCCUGCACCGACCGUCAGCAGCUCCAGCUGUUAUGUGGUCAGCAAAAGGCCACAGCUGCCAGAGUGUAUUUGUUUCAACCCGGAGGCCUGGACCUAAAGAGCUACAAGAUAAAGAAUGUAGAAAACAUCUUAUAUGCAAAUCAGUUAUUGUAUUUAAUAUUUUUGAGAUUGUUUUUAAAGAGGUUAAAAACCACUUGCUGUGGCUUUAGACCCAGGCCAGUUGAUCUGAUUCGACACAGUAGAACUUGAGUCUGUUGUCGACACACUACUGAUGCACUGAUUGCUUGCACUGACUGAUACAGACCUGCAGGCUGGUUGUCUGACUCAACGAUCGGCCUGCCGGACGUCUGCCCGACUUUCUGACUGACCUGCUGUCAGACAGACGGCUGCUUAGCUGUCUGUCUCCAUUACUGAUCGUAGUCAUGGAAGCAUUUAAAUUCACCACUUCAAGGCCAAUAAUUGUAUCAGAAAUUGUAAAAAAAGAAAACAAAUGUGCCAGUUAUGCUGAUCAGAAAAUGCUGGAGUCACAUCAUAGUGUUUUUAUCGUAAGUAACAAACUAAAAUGAUGAAUUGUUAUUGUUCGUUGUCUAAGGGAGAGUGUCAAAAUGCACUGUAAAAAUUCUAAUGUAAAAGAUAAGGGUGUAAGAUUGUCUAUUUAUUGUUUUGGGACAUUCGAUUACAUAGCAUUUAUUCAUAUCAAAGUGAGGAUCUCAUUUCAUUUUCUCAGCCACGUGUUACACUUGUUCUUCUCUCACAUUCAUUCAGACGAUGAUGGGUGUAUUUUAAAUUAUGUUAUUUAGCUGACUGACUGGUGCCAUAGCUUUUGGAGAAAAGAGAUUUAUUGAAGCUGCUUUUAUGAAAGGAGUUCUCACCCAAACCUUUCACUUCUGCCUGCAAUAUUCCAGAAAUUACAACGUAAUUGACUGUCAUUUCAAAGCCUUCUGACAAAAAAGUGUAUAAAAUACUUGAAAGACCA
Sander lucioperca (pikeperch) is the source of this 3560-nucleotide messenger RNA. RefSeq names its product kelch-like family member 3 (gene klhl3). Gene Ontology annotation, molecular function: protein binding. Bases 84 to 1892 code for a protein of 602 amino acids. Lineage: Eukaryota; Metazoa; Chordata; Actinopteri; Perciformes; Percidae. The record is from RefSeq and is a predicted model, not a curated record. The transcript has 15 exons.